This is a messenger RNA of Mizuhopecten yessoensis (Yesso scallop), 2946 nucleotides long. RefSeq lists its product as uncharacterized. Lineage: Eukaryota; Metazoa; Mollusca; Bivalvia; Pectinida; Pectinidae. The record is from RefSeq and is a predicted model, not a curated record. Bases 125 to 790 code for a protein of 221 amino acids. The transcript has 5 exons.
GUCAGCAUUGGCAACCGGAUCGAGUUGUUGUUGGCGGGAGUUCUGAAUUUGAGCUCCCAGGAAAUACAUAAAAAAUCGCAAAAGCAGGCGUAAUUCAAAGAAAAAAAGGAUAACAUCUAUCAAGAUGGUUAUGAACCGUGGAUAUUACCGCACCGACCAUGAGUCGGUGUCUGAUGGUAAAAUUAAUGAAGGAAAUCGUAGAUCUCAACUGCCCCCUCUCCAAGAGCCUAGGACCAGCCUGAGGUCCUACCCUCCCCCAGAAGCAGGGAGGAGAAUUAUGUUCCCCACUAAGCAAGAAACCAAGAAACAGUUCCCUCAAGCAGAGGCCAAGAGUGCAGGAAUGCUGCCAAAAAUACAGGGUACCAACAGGGGUAACAGCAAAUUCAAAGGAUAUGUUCCCGGCCUAACUGUCAGGGAUGCAGAGCGCAAGCCAAUCAAGGAAGAGCUCUCCUACUUGGACAAGGCAAUGGGAAAACCCACAAACCUAUUUCCUGAUGUAAAGGAUAGCCAGGGAAUUGCUACUCGCCAUAUGCAAAAGAUCAAGAUGAAGCCAAGAACACUUCUCACUUUCGAAAUCAUGGACAAUCACCUGCCACAGCCGGAGAGCCGCUACAUUGAUCUACCCCACAUUGGGGCUCAGACAAAGAUGUCUCCUCGUUCUCAUGAGAGCAGGCUGCAAACCCCAACAAGGUGCGAUUCCCGAGCUGGCGGACAGAAAUUACCAUCCCUUGGAGGGGGACGUCCUGGCACAAGCAAGGCUCGCCGGGGUGCUCCAAGGCACGGCUACUAAAUCACAAACCUGUACUGACCACAAAGGAGACCUCACCUUAUUGUAUUAAUGAACAAUAUUUGAAAUGUUUUAAAAAGGGCAUUGGUACAUUUAGAAAGACAUAUUUAAUAUUUUUGUAAAAAUUGAUCCUAUGUAAAUUGUUCAUUUUAGAUACAGGCAGGUUAAAAAGAUAAGUUUUAUUUAAGAAAUUGUCCUAAAUGUGUAUUGAAACAAGUUUACUUUCUAGAUGCUAAACAACAUUUAAUUCUUCCUUUUGAAAUUUCAUAACAAUUUAAAUAAUUCUGGUUUGCUAAAGUUCAUCCAGAAAUCCUGUAAAAUUCUUAUUUACAUAAGUCUCCUUCUGUGGAAAGUUACCCAGAUUUAUUACCUCCUCAUUCUGGGUAGUGUUUGUUUUAGUUAACUUGUCCCUAUUGGCCUUAUCUGUACAUGUCUCAUGAGUUUGGAUCAAUGAUUUUGGUGUUUACCUUUGUAAAAUCAAUGCUUACACUUGAGUUAUUACACUCACCAAAUAUCUACGAGAUGAUAUUUAUAUGCAUUGAGAUAACAGAGUGUCUUUAUGGCUGUAAUGUUACAGUCACAUUGUUUUAUUGUAUUUAUUUAUGUGAUUCAUGUCGAAGUGCUUUGUAACUUCCAUAGAUCUCUGUUAUAUCAGAUAGCUCAAUUUAUAUUGCUUUAGCUAAGAAAUAUGUGCUGUGCACUACAUAACAAGUAGAAGCUUGAUGAGGAACAGGCCGCACAGUAGUGUGCAGCAAGUAAAGCCAAAAUAUGUAAAAUUGUAAAUCAAAAUAUGUAUACCAUUGUGUUCAUGUGUACAGAGAAACACAAGUUCAUUCAUGGCUAGAGUAUCACUAAAAUAUGUUACUGUGAACAGCGCUGAAUCAAACUGUUACAGUGUACAGCUCCACACCAAACUGUGCUGCUGUGUACAGCGCCGCACCAAACUGUGCUGCAGUGUACAGCGCCGCACCAAACUGUGCUGCAUUGAACAGUGCCGCACCAAACUGUGCUGCAGUGAACACCUUGCACCAAACUGUGCUGCAGUGUACAGCGCCGCACCAAACUGCACUGCUGUGUACAGCGCCGCACCAAACUGCUGCUGUGUACAGCACCGCACCAAACUGCUGCUGUGUACAGCGCCGCACCAAAAUGUGCUGCUGUGUACAGCGCCGUACCAAACUGUGCUGCUGUGUACAGCGCCGCACCAAGCUGUGCUGCUGUGUACCAUGCAUUAUCAAUCUGUGCUACUGUGUGCAGGAUGGCACAAAAAGGUGCAAAUAACAUUUAGUAAUUUAAUAUUGCUUUUGCAAUGCCACUAUUGUGCAAUAUGCUGUGUUUGGUUAAUUGAUACAUUUUAAAUACCAAGUCAUUUUUAUAAUACAUUAUUUUUUUAUUUUUAUAUCACUUUACAUCUGAUGAGAAGUUUUAAUGUCUGGAAACAACAAUGCUUAUUGUUCAGGAUCUUUUCAUUGUCAUUACAAUUGUAUAACAACUUGUCAUUUACACCUGCUUCAAAACUUUUUCCUGAUGAUCCUACUAGUCUCAAAGGAAACUUUGAUGCCACUUGCACUCUAAGUUUCUAUUUGGUAGAUUCCAAAAAUGUAAAGAUUGUAAUUAUCUGGGAGAUUUUCAAAAAUUAAGGUUGUGAUUAUUAGGGAGAUUUCAAGAUUUGUAUAGUUUAUAAUUACUUAAAUUUCAAAAAGGUUUAUAAUUAUUUAAAUUUCAAAAAGAUUCAAGUUAGAAAGUAUUUUGGGAGAUUUUAUAAUUAGUUCAGGUAGUUUAUGAUUAUUUAGGAACUUCCAAAGUUUGAAAGUUUUGGGGAGAUUUCAAAAUAAAUAAAGUUUGUUAUUUCAGGGAAAUUUCAUUACUAUUAAAGCUGAUCUUUAUUUGGGAGAUUUCAAAUGAUUAAACUUUAUAUUUACUUGGGAGAUUUCAAAAUUAUAAAAGUUUGAACUUAUAGGGAGAUAUUAAAAAUAAAUAAAGUUUAUAUUUACUGGGGAGAUUUCAAAAUUGUUAAAGUCUGUAAUUAUAGGUAGAUUUCAAAAUCGAUUAAGGUUAAUAUUUACUGGGGAGAUUUCAAAAUUGUUAAAGUUUGUAAUUAAAGGGAGAUUUCAAAAUUGUUCAAGUCUAUUAUUAAAGGGAGAUUUCAAAAUUAAUAA